CGCUGAAAAUAUGGAAAGUAAAGAAUCACAGCAGCAACCACGACUUCGUCAUCAUCAAUCAGUGGACUGUGACAUACUUUUAAAUACAUUUCAAAUAAAAAAGAAACGAUACAAAGUACUGCUCAACUAUGAUCACAUUGUGUGGGAGCGUUCCGAUGCCAAACACUGCCAAACCCUAAAGAGUCCGGGAGGGAUCAAUGAGAAGAGUUCAACGCCAACAGUAGCAUCACCAGACGUCAAUGUAGCUGCAGCACAAAAAGAAGCUGAAUAUGAACGAGAACAACUGUCUCAAAAGGCUAGUUAUGGCCAUUGCAGUAAUGUGGUACACUUACACGAAGUGAUACGUGUCUCCAAAGGUAACAGCAAAUCGGCCACAGUUCGCAAUGCUCACAACCCACUUACUGUCAGUGGCGGUGAUUCAUCACAACCACCACAAAUUGUAACCACUCCAACGGAUACAUUUUUAUCGAUCUACUAUGCCGAACGUAUUGUUGCCUCACCAACUGACUGCAAUCGUUGGCACAUUCGACGUCUGACACUGCACAACAAAGAUCCGUAUAUUGUUGCAAAAUGGUAUGACAAUUUGCAGAAUCUAUUACAGAAUCUGAGGCAAAAGCGUGCGAAGCGUUUGCUGGUAUUUAUCAAUCCAUAUGGUGGUCGUAAAAUGGGACUCCAAAUCUACGAACGUUCCUGUAAAUCUACAUUCCAAUUGGCCGGUAUCGAUGCCUCCUGCAUUAUAACCCAGAGAGCCAAUCAAAUACGCGAUAUUCUUAUGUCCCAUGAUUUGACACCAUUUGAUGCAGUUUGUUGUGUUGGCGGUGAUGGAACGGUGGCUGAAAUGAUCAAUGGUCUCAUAAUGAGAUCGAUGCAAGAUGCCGGGGUAUGCUUACGGCGACCAGAAAACAUUCCUAAACCCAGUUUGCCGGUGGGUAUUAUUCCGGCUGGCAGCACAGAUACUGUAGCGUAUAGUUUACAUGGCACUUCUGACCCCCAGACAGCAGCUAUUCAUUUAGUUUUGGGUCGCAAGCGUGGUCUAGACGUGUGCAGUAUCCGAAAUACCGAUGGCAUCAUUCGCUUUUUCGCCAGUACCAUGGGCUAUGGUUAUUUGGGUGAUGUUGCCGCCAAAAGUGAAAAGUACCGUUGGAUGGGCACCAAACGUUACGAAUACACUGGAGUUAAAUCCUUCCUACUGAAUCGAGGCUAUGAAGCAGAAGUGAAAAUUCUGCUCAGUGAAGAUGAUGUAGAUAGUGGUGAAGGCGAAGGUGUCACACCACAGAUUAUUUGCAAUGUGAAUUGUGAAACAUGCAAAUUGGAUACAUCCGAUGACUUAGAUAUGGAUCGGCCAUCAUCCUCCAAGACAUCAUUACAUUCGGACCUUAAGAAACAUUCCCAACAUUUCGAUGGUAAUAACUACUGUGAUACCCAGGAUUCCAACAACACCAAUCAAAAGAACACCAUUGUCAAUAGUAGCGAUGUCACUCUUGCCUUAGAGGAAAGAGCAAAUUCACCCAGCAGCUCAUCACUGUCGAAUAGCGACAACAUGCAACAAUAUGAAUUCCCAUCAAACGAAGCGCAAACUCGUGUUAGAGCGCCAAAAUGGCGUAUUAUACGUGGGGAAUUUUUUAUGGUCACUACAACGAAUAUUACAUGUGCCUGUAGUCGUAGUCCCAAUGGCAUGUCAAAAUACUGUCACUUGGGCGAUGGACAUCUGGAUGUUAUUCUGGUGCGCAAAUCAAAUAUGUUUAAUAAUUUACGAUUUGCCAUCAAUACAAUGGCUCGAAAUGGUGAUAUUCGCAAUUUGCCCUUCGUUGAGAUCUAUCGCACAAAACAAUUCAUCUUUAAUGCCAAACCAAAUAUGUCGCCUCAGGACUAUAAUAGUAUUCGAGGUUCUUGCCAACCUAUUGCCGAUUCGUAUGCCGAAGCUGAAACAAAUUUUCCAAAUAAAAUUUUUUCAUCGUGGAAUUGUGAUGGUGAAGUAAUUACCGAUUUGGAAAUAACACUGACUUCACACAGGCAAUUGAUUGAUGUCUUCAUGCGGGGACCCUAUAUUUACACUAAACCAUCGAAACAUCCGGAAAACAAUUCGAUUUUCUGUUGCUGUCACUCGGAGUCUUAA
Musca vetustissima is the source of this 2116-nucleotide messenger RNA. RefSeq names its product ceramide kinase. NCBI's taxonomy places the organism in Eukaryota, Metazoa, Arthropoda, Insecta, Diptera, Muscidae. Gene Ontology annotation, molecular function: kinase activity. Bases 11 to 2116 code for a protein of 701 amino acids. The record is from RefSeq and is a predicted model, not a curated record. The transcript is spliced from 4 exons.